UUUAUUUUAUACGCAUUAAAACUGCUGAGUGUCGCGCGCGCACCGCGUACAGAAGUGUUGUAGAAAGUGUAUCUGAAAUUAACAGUUCGUUGUCCAGUUUUUGUAAACACCAUAGAAGACACCGGAUAGGCACUCUUCGUUGUCGUGCAGUCGUUUGAACAGCAUUUGCGUGGAUUAUGGACGAAACUUUAGAGAGAGGUGCAGCGGAGCGAUCUGCGCGUGGGUCAACAAACACUUCCUACUGUGAAGACGAACACACUGACCACAGCGAGAGAGAUCAUGACGACGACGAGCGUCCACUGCCCCUCAGGGAAUUUUAUCCGUAUAUUCGCUGUGCCCUUUGCAAUGGAUAUUUCAUUGACGCAACCACCAUUACAGAGUGUCUUCAUACCUUUUGUAAGAGCUGCAUAGUAAAGCACUUUUUCUACAGCAACAGGUGUCCGAACUGUGCAAUUGUAGUUCACCAGACACAGCCAUUGUACAACAUAAGACCUGAUAGACAAUUACAAGACAUUGUUUUUAAAAUGGUUCCAUAUUUGGAAGGAGAUGAAAGGUCACGGAUAUGUGAAUUUUAUAAAAAAAGAGGACUUGAGGUUCCAAAGGCAGUGGCAGCGCCAGCCGUAAGCCCCGUCAAGCUGCCCCCAAGACAGAGGAGAGACAUGCUGCCUCAGUCUGUUUUUACAAUCCCUUCAGAGCUGGACAUGUCUCUGAUGCUGGAGUUUUUGGGAGCUGAAGAAGGCAUUGCAAAUUAUAAGCCUCUCGAGAGGAAGUAUGUACGUGUUUCAGGGGAAGCUACAAUCCAUCAUGUCGAGCUCUUUAUCCGGAGGAAGAUGGAGCUGAGCCCAAAUUACAAGGUGGAUGUUGUAUGUGGGGAGCAUCUCCUUGAGCACUGCCAGUCUUUGAGAGAAGUGUGUAACACCCUGGGAAAACAUGCAUUACAGGAUGGGAUGUUGGUUUUGCAUUUUGGGCUUGUGCUGCCAGCUCAGUGAGAGAAGCUACAAAAGAGACCAACUACUGUAAAAGACUGUGAACCAGGGUGUAUAGCGAUUUCGUAAUGAGGGCUAAACUGAACUUUAAAGGGAUAGUUCACCCCAAAAAAGUUGUUCAUGAAUUACUCUCUGGUUGUUACAAAUCUCAAAACAUUUAUUUGUACUGAUGAAUACAGAGAAAGAUAUUGGGACUAAUGCUUGAAACCAAACAGUUCUUGGUCUCUAUUGACUACCAUAGUGGGAGAAAUUACAAUGGUAGUCAAAAGUGCCCCAGAACUGUUUUCUGUCCUUCACUUUUUUAUAUCAUUUGUGUUCAACAGAACAAAAAGAUAAAGUAUUUUUUUCCUACAAUGGGGUCCAAGAACUGUUUGGUUACAAGCAUUAUUCCCAAUAUCUUUCUCUGUAUUCAUCAGUGCAAAGAAAUUUAGACAGAUUUGGAACUUGGAAAAGGUUGGUAGAUGAAGACAGUAUUUUUAUUUUAAGGUGACCUAUCCCUUUAAAAAGAUUAUCCUAUGCAAAAAUGAUUUGUACUUCCAGCUCUGAGUACUUUAUGCUUUAAAAGCAAAUAAAAAAAAUUCCAGUAUUGUUUCAGAAAAUGCACUGAUAAACUUCAGUACUGCAAUGAAAUAUUUACACUAAACACUGUCUGAUAGAACAAUAAACUAUGGUUUAAAAAUGCAUUCCUUUCCUGAAAUUUAUGUUUUAUGCUUCUGCUGAUGUUGCAGAAAAACUAAAGCAAUUUUCUCCUAGUCUCAUAAGAAAUUGUCAUUGUUUGGGGUGCAUUUAUACUAUCCGCACUGUCAAAGUAGUGGAAAUGAGUUAUUAGUUUACUCCAAUUAUCUAAAAACAUUAGAGGAUUUGUUUGGUUGUCUUUUUUACCCUUCAACUGUGAUUUGUAGUUUACUUUACUCUGGCUUUUCCAAGUCUCUUGUGAAUUUGUAUGAUUGUUACAGAAUUGUUUGAUUAUUAAAAAAGACCUUAAAAAGG
Messenger RNA from Triplophysa dalaica, 1976 nucleotides. It is a transcript of the gene pcgf6, whose product is annotated as polycomb group ring finger 6. The coding region runs from base 177 to 989 and encodes 270 amino acids. The record is from RefSeq and is a predicted model, not a curated record. Gene Ontology annotation, biological process: negative regulation of transcription by RNA polymerase II. Gene Ontology annotation, cellular component: PRC1 complex. NCBI's taxonomy places the organism in Eukaryota, Metazoa, Chordata, Actinopteri, Cypriniformes, Nemacheilidae. Gene Ontology annotation, molecular function: promoter-specific chromatin binding. The transcript has 10 exons.